Messenger RNA from Aedes albopictus (Asian tiger mosquito), 536 nucleotides. Its product is annotated as ejaculatory bulb-specific protein 3-like. Bases 62 to 436 code for a protein of 124 amino acids. The transcript has a single exon. The record is from RefSeq and is a predicted model, not a curated record. Lineage: Eukaryota; Metazoa; Arthropoda; Insecta; Diptera; Culicidae.
GAAUCAAUCGAUACAGUCCUACUAAUCUUCCCGUGAAGUAGAUUGGAAACAUCCCCCAACCAUGAAGGUCGUCAUCUUGUUCGCUCUGGUAGCGAUGGCCGUCGCCCAGGACGGCUAUCCCACCAAGUACGAUAACAUCGACGUGGAUGAAAUCCUCAACUCGGAUCGUCUCUUCAAGAACUACUUCAACUGCCUGAUGGAAGCCGGACCGUGCACCCCGGAAGGCAACGAGCUGAAGAAGUAUCUGCCGGAUGCCAUCGCAACGGGAUGUUCCAAGUGUAACGAGAAACAACGUGAGAUUACGGCCAAAGUGGCCAAGUUCCUGAUCGAACAGCGUCCGGAUGAGUGGAAGGCUCUGCGAGGAAAGUACGAUCCGGACAACACCUUCGCCGAGAAGUACAAGGAUGAGGCGGCCAAGUUCGGAAUCAAGUUGUAAUCUGGAUAGUUAUGGCGACCACUGCAAAUUCUGUUUAACGGACAAUACGCUUUACUAUUAGUUAUUGAAUAAAACUUCACGACAGCAUAUUUUAACAAAA